UUCAUCGUCCUCUCAAGACACGGCGUUACGGACACACGGUUCCGACGUUUAUCAUACGGUGUCUGCCACUAUAACUACUCGUCACCAAUCUCUGUAUAUAUAUAUAUAUAGUAAAGCAAUUGCACACAAUCCAAAAGAGAGCCUCUCUCAGAUGUACAGCUAAGCACAGUCCCCAAAAUCCCCCAUCCCCUUAUCCAUGUCUAACCGCUUGACCCUGAUCUUCUUCCUCAUCUUCAUCCUUAUCCUCUGUGGCCCCUCCAAUGGCCGCUUCACCACGCGCCUUCAGUCAUCCUCUGAUCUGGUCUCCGAUGGUGGCACCCGGCCGGUCCGCGGCUGGCCCUACCUGGCUCUCAACCGCCUCUCCGCGGCGGAUUCGUCGUGCGACGAGACCUACGGGUUCUUGCCGUGCACGACCACUGUGAUCGGCAACCUCUUCCUCAUCCUGGCCUACGGCUACCUCAUGUUCCUCGCUGCGACCUACUUGUCCAAUGGGAGCGAGCUCUUGUUGGAGAUUCUAGGCCCUGGAAUCAUUGGCGGUCUGUUCCUUCCCAUCCUGGGUGCCCUUCCCGAUGCCAUGCUCAUUCUCGUAUCCGGUCUAUCUGGAAGUACAGCAACUGCUCAAAGUCAAGUCUCUGUAGGAAUGGGCUUGCUAGCUGGGUCAACUGUUAUGCUUCUUACAGUCAUAUGGGGAUCAUGUGUUAUAGUUGGCAAGUGUGACCUUGACGUUACUCAUUCAAAGGCUGAAGACUUGAAAGAUACAAAAGGCUAUAGCUUAACUGAAUCUGGUGUUAGUACUGAUAUCUGGACUUGCUACGGUGCAAGGAUUAUGAUCAUAUCUAUAAUCCCAUUUUUAGUCGUUCAAAUACCACAAGCUCUCAGUUCAACUUCAGGGAGGCGCUUAGCAAUCUUGAUUGGGCUUAUUGUCUCUCUUCUACUAUUGGUUUCUUAUUGCAUUUAUCAGGUCCUUCAGCCUUGGAUCCAGAGGAGAAAAUUUUCUUAUGUGAAGCACAAGCAUGUUAUAGUUGGACUUCUAAAGAAUCUUAGACAACGUGCACUUGGAAGGCUGCUCAAGGAUGAUGGUGAACCUGACGAAGACGUUAUUGACAAGCUGUUUUCUGCAAUUGACACAAAUAAGGACGGAAAUAUUUCAAGACCUGAAUUGAGAGCGUUGAUUGUUGGGAUUGAGUUUGAAGAGAUUGACCUGGAUAAAGAGGAUGCUGUAGAUAAAUUAAUGAAAGAUUUUGAUACGUCCCAUAAUGACGGCAUUGAUAAGGAUGAGUUUGUCCAGGGCAUUAAAAGAUGGCUAAGGAAGUUGAAGUGGAGGCGGCCUGCCUCUGGUGAUCCUGGUCCUCACACAAUGCAUUUUUUCAAUGAUGCUCACCACGAAAUAAAAAGAGAGGAAGAUUUGUUGGAUGUGGGGGUUCAAAGUGAUGAAGUUGUCGAGGGUGUUGAGGGUUCCAAGUGGAUCUCCAUCAAAGCAGUGCUGUUAUUGGUUCUGGGAACUCUCAUUGCUGCGGCAUUUGCCGAUCCCCUGGUAGAUGCUGUUGAUAACUUUUCUGAUGCCAGUGGUAUUCCUACUUUCUUCAUCUCGUUUAUCGCGCUGCCUGUGGCUACGAACUCUAGUGAAGCUGUCACAGCAAUUAUAUUUGCUAGCCGUGAUAAGCGGAAAACUGCCUCAUUAACAUUUUCUGAGCUAUAUGGGGCAGCAACGAUGAAUAACGUCCUCUGCCUCUCAGUCUUCUUAGCCCUAGUUUACUUAAGGGAUUUGACAUGGGAUUUCACCGCUGAAGUGCUGGUUAUUCUAAUUGUCUGCAUUGUGAUGGGUGCCUUGGGCAGCUUCCGCACUGUUUACCCUCUCUGGACAUCCAUUGUAGCUAUCCUACUUUAUCCAUUCUCCCUGGCGCUGGUUUAUGUCCUUGAUUACGUUUUAGGAUGGUCAUAGAUUCACGGAUGCCUUCAAAGUUUGAGUUGUGGGUAUUACAUUUCCUGCAGGAGGAUUCACAGUUAUUUAUUUUACUCGGUUGUUGUUGUUCAUCGUAUGAUACAUAUGUGUAUGAGACUAAUAUUUUGACUGUUUUGAGGAGCCUAGUAUGGGCAAUUUUUGUAGUUGUACAAUUAUUGCUUUCAUGGCCUGGUAUUGUUGUCCUUUUUUUGUU
This is a messenger RNA of Corylus avellana, 2156 nucleotides long. RefSeq names its product sodium/calcium exchanger NCL. The record is from RefSeq and is a predicted model, not a curated record. Gene Ontology annotation, cellular component: membrane. Gene Ontology annotation, biological process: intracellular calcium ion homeostasis; calcium ion transmembrane transport. Gene Ontology annotation, molecular function: calcium ion binding; calcium:proton antiporter activity. Lineage: Eukaryota; Viridiplantae; Streptophyta; Magnoliopsida; Fagales; Betulaceae.